Messenger RNA from Drepanopeziza brunnea f. sp. 'multigermtubi' MB_m1, 807 nucleotides. Lineage: Eukaryota; Fungi; Ascomycota; Leotiomycetes; Helotiales; Drepanopezizaceae. The record is from RefSeq and is a predicted model, not a curated record.
AUGCAAGAACGGGAUGUCAAUGAUUUGAAAAACUACUAUCGCACUUUCUCUCGGGUCUCCGAAAGGCUUACUUUAAUGCACCUCUUAAGCAAGACCGAACAAAGCCGCUUGUUCUUUUUCGGAUUGCUCGUCGGAAUCCGAAACAAGACGAUUAAGCAUUAUAUUCGGACUUUGGUUAAAGAACACACGGAGCUAGCUAGCGUUCUUGAGUCUGUUAAAAAAGCUUUAAUAGUAGUGCCGUUUACUCGUGAACUACGGUUCACGAGUAAAAAAAAAGAAAUUGACAAAUUCGAUUCGAAGACCGCGACGAAGCCUUUAUUAAAUAUACCGCUUAAGAUGCUCGAAGUAAGGUCAGCUUCGGAAGAGGAGUUCAAAUUACUGCUAUCGGCUACGGAUUAUAAAGACGAGGAAGAAGAAGAGGUAAAGGAUACGGGAGCUAGAUGCAAGAUUAUAGCUUCUACGAGAAUUCCGAAGACACAAUUCAAGCUUUUUAUUAAUAUCGGGAUGAGUUAUAAAGGUUGCUUCGGUCGAGAUCAACGCCGCCGCAAAAGACAAAGCCAAGAAGCCUUUUUAGCCUUCGAAAGGAUCCAAGCUCACUGGAUCAAGAAGAAUGUCCGACAACAGAAGGAGAAGAACUACGGCACCUUUAGAGCUUAUGCCUUUCAAGAAUCGGGUACUGCUGUAAAGAUAGACUCGAAAGAUAGGCUAUUCGAUAGUUUAAUUAAAAAAGAGUCUUCUGGAUCUUUUAGACUAAUUAAAGCCGACGAAGCUAUAGAGGAUGUGGAAAGAGAGGUUAAGAUCACUUAG